AUGUCUUCUGAAAUGGAUAGAGCUCUCUUAGCCUUAUCCCUCAAAGAUGAUGAUGAUGGCCUUUUCACUCUACCAAAUCUCCCGCAGUAUUUCGCAACUGAAAGGAAUGCAUGCAGCUUAAUAGGACGACUUCUUAACCCAGAAUUUCAAAGGCUGCCAAAAUUGAUCCUCGAUCUACCUAGGAGGUGGCAGAAGGCGGAAAGGGUCAGGGGAUUUGCUCAGACUAAAGAAAAAUUUCAGUUUGUGUUCAUGCAUGAACACGAUCUUCAGGAAGUUCUCGACAAAGGCAUGCAAACCUUCGAUGAUUGGGGUUUAGCAAUUGAUCGCUGGGUAGAGAAGCCUCCGCCUGGAUACUUGCAAUCAGUGUCGAUCUGGGUUAGAAUCAGUAACAUUCCAGUCAAUCACUACACUAAAGAAACUAUUUCUGAGCUUGGAGAUCUCAUCGGGCAUGUUGAAAAAGUCAUAUUUGAUCCCCGAAAAACCACAGAGGCAAGAGUCCUGAAUCUCCCAGGUGGUGAACAGACAACAAUAUGUUACUAUUAUGAAAAAGUACAGAAACGAUGUUACCAUUGUCAGAGAUUAACGCAUGCAAAGGAGCGCUGUCCUUUUCUAGAACAUGAUAAAGGAUCUAGAGAUCAAUCAACUGGUUUCAUGACUAUCUCUCAGACUCCUCGUCCCCAACGGGUUCUUGAAGUUAACGAUCCUCUGUUUGGAGUCUUAAAGGAAGAUCAAGUUGGAAUUAAUCCUCUCUCCGGUCGCCCACGUAUUGCUCCUGAGAUUCUGCAAGAGAUGCGUAAUUAUCUACUAGCUUCAAGCUCUAAAGACAGACAUGUUCGAGAACAAAGAGUCAUUGCUUCAGUGAAAGAUGCAGAGAUGAAUCCGGCCACACAGAGAUCAGUGAUGCAGCUCAUCUCCACUCAGUUGUUUACUUCAGACAUAAACAAAGGAAAAGGGAUAGUUUUCUUAUAUGAUAAAGAAGAAAGAAUGGGUCACUAUUUUAUCCCUAACCCGCAGCCUAAGCUUAUGGCAUCGGCAAUCUCCUCAGGACAGACGCUGUUCAACACUACAAGUCUACAACUAAUGUUUUCUGUAAACUGUCGCUACCAUCCCUUCAACAGCCUCAGGAGAAUCAAAUCAGUCCUCUGA
This is a messenger RNA of Brassica napus (rape), 1146 nucleotides long. RefSeq lists its product as uncharacterized. The transcript has a single exon. The coding region runs from base 1 to 1146 and encodes 381 amino acids. Lineage: Eukaryota; Viridiplantae; Streptophyta; Magnoliopsida; Brassicales; Brassicaceae. The record is from RefSeq and is a predicted model, not a curated record.